AUGGAGGGAAGGAGACGACUGCAGGAGACACUGGAUAAGAUGACAAAACUUGCCGCUGAAGAGGAAGUCUGUGAUGAAGAAUGUUUUAGUGACGUCAUUAGAUUUGAUGUUCAGAAAGACGUGAAGUAUUUUGCUCAGCUCUGGGAGGGCAGUCCACCCAUGGCACCGCCAAACCCAAACUACUGUGAGAACAUUCAAGAACUGAAGGAAACUAUUGUAUCCCAUGCUUCAAGAUCACAUGGAAUGAGACUGAAAGACUUAAAAGAUCGUAUUAAAGAUCUCUGGGAGGCUUUACUGAAUGAGCGAUUCGUCUUCAGCUUCAGAAACUCUCUGGAGAUUUCAGCCUAUGGGAAACUGAAGACUGAAUACAGCAAGUGGUCCUGGAUUCUUCGCAGUGCCAUGAUGGAAACUGAGAACAAACUACACAUCCAAAUAGAAAAUGAAACAAUUCAUGAAGUUGAGGAAACUGGUCUUCAAAAAGAACUAAAGGAGACAAGUGAAGAAGUGAAAAAAUCCAUGUCUGAAUUCUUUGAGAAAGACAGAGAUGCAAAUAUACUGAUUCAGUGGAAAACAUCAUUUGAAAUCAAAAUCAAAGAGAUUCAGGAAAACAUUGUGAGCGAAACAAAGAGAAAAUUGAACGAGAUUCUCCAGCAGCGAGACCUUAAGAAAAAGAUUGAUGCUCAGAGGACACAUCAUGAAAACACUCUCUUGGAAGAGAGUAAAAAACAUGCCUUAAAACUAAAAGGCAAAGCAAAAGAUGAAGACACAGUGAAGAAAGAGUUUGAUUUAUUUUGGGAACAUUGUGUAAAUAUGAUCACCAGACACACUCCUUCAGUCAAAGACAUUGACAUAAUGAGAGAUGUGAGAGAGAUCCUCAGUGACAUCAAUAAAAGUGCUCCCAUAAAGGACAAUACUUACAACAAUAUUUUCAAUGUGAGGGGUUAUAGUGGAUAUAUUGUUUUCAAAAAGUCUGGGAUUAAAGAGAUUGUUCAUGGAAAAAUAAAAUCUUUUUUUUCUCAACCUUCAGAGGAUGAUGCUGAAAUUAGAACCUUUGUUAAUGAUGUUGAUCAGCAGACAGACAGAAUGAUUCAGUCAUUUAACAUUGCAAAGAUGGGCUACAAUAUCAGCUGCAUUCAAAAUCUCACAAGAUACAUCAAGAAUAGAGUAACAAAACAUCAGGAAGGACCAGCAAAAUAUGUGUUCAGGAAUGAAUUCUUCAUGGAUUUGGUUCUUUCCAUCUGCAAGAGAGCAGAGAAAAUGAUCCUAGACCAAUACAGAAUGUUCAGAGAAGACAAUGAUCCUAUUCUCUAUUUGGAGAAAAAGCGAAAUGAAUACUAUAGUAUUUUCCAGAAAUACUGCCAUGGAGCAACAUCAGCUGCCAUUUUUGGUGAGAUCAUCUGUCAGAAACUGAAAGAGCCCAUUGAACAGAGCGUCUACAAGAAGUGUGCCAGAGAUCUGAUGGAUGAAAUGAGAUCAAACUGUCCAUCACUGAAUGGAAACAGGUCAAAUCUGGACAAACACAUCUUGAAGACACUGGCAGAAGAGAAGGAUUUUGAGAAAUACAUAAGCUACAUUCAUAAUCCCAGAAAUCACUUCAAGAGCUUCAUCAGAGGUGAAGUCAGUCGGUACAUCAAUGAUAAGUUCAAUGACAGUGUUUUACCCAAGAUGAAGGAGAACAUUGAACUCCUGCAGCAGAAGAUCAUGAGAGCAGCUCAUGAAUCUACUAAACAUGUUCAAGAGAACAGAGGAGAUGCUGGUUUGUGGUUGAAGAGAUUCACACAGCAGCUCUCAGAUGAGCUGAUCUUCUCUGAAAAAGACCUCAGUGGAGUCGAACAUGAUGAUGUUGAUGAUUUCAAACUGCUAGGAGAUGUGAUAAGAGAAGAACUUACAGCUGUAAUGUCAGACAUCAGCCGUAGAUUCAACACAAAGACAUUUGCAAAAAAGCUGGACUGUAAGUUCAGACCAGACAAGCUUCUGAUCGAUCACUUCUGUAAGGUCUGUUGGGUUCAGUGUCCAUUCUGUAAAGCUACCUGCACCAACACCAUAGAAAACCAUGGUGGAGAUCACAAUGUUCCUUUCCACAGAGUUACUGGAUUGAAUGGAUGGAUUUACCACAAAACAACAAACUUGGCUAUUAGCGUCUGCACAUCAGCAGUAGCAAGCAAUCGAUCUUUUUAUCCCACUGACUCAAAUGAUGCAGUCCUUUGGAAAGAAUACAGAACAGCAGGAGAAAGAUUUGCUAACUGGAGCAUCACCUCUGAUCUCUCUGAACUGCCCUACUGGAAGUGGUUUGUGUGCAGAUUCCAGAAAGAUCUGGAAAAAUACUACAGUAAUACAUUUGAGGGGAUGGGUAAGAUUCCAGAAGAAUGGAAUAACUACACAGAACAGGAUGCAUUUGACAGUUUGGAUAAAUACAUUUAA
Molecule: messenger RNA, 2421 nt
Organism: Sinocyclocheilus rhinocerous
Lineage: Eukaryota; Metazoa; Chordata; Actinopteri; Cypriniformes; Cyprinidae
Product: interferon-induced very large GTPase 1-like
Exons: 1
Coding region: 1-2421 (806 amino acids)
Molecular function (GO): GTP binding
Source: RefSeq, a predicted model, not a curated record